Aspergillus campestris IBT 28561 is the source of this 1296-nucleotide messenger RNA. RefSeq names its product ribose phosphate diphosphokinase subunit PRS5. Gene Ontology annotation, molecular function: ribose phosphate diphosphokinase activity; magnesium ion binding. Gene Ontology annotation, biological process: 5-phosphoribose 1-diphosphate biosynthetic process; purine nucleotide biosynthetic process. The transcript has 3 exons. The record is from RefSeq and is a predicted model, not a curated record. Bases 1 to 1296 code for a protein of 431 amino acids. Gene Ontology annotation, cellular component: cytoplasm; ribose phosphate diphosphokinase complex. Lineage: Eukaryota; Fungi; Ascomycota; Eurotiomycetes; Eurotiales; Aspergillaceae.
AUGGUCCGAAAUAUUGUUGUCAUGGGGGGUAAUUCCCACCCGCAACUGACGGAGACGAUAUGCAGUGUUCUCGGCGUCCCUCCUGCCGACGUAUUACUGUCGAAAUUCUCCGUCGGCGAAACCAGGGUGGAGAUCCAAGAAUCCGUUCGCGAGAAAGAUGUUUAUAUCAUCCAGUCUGGCGGUGGCAAGGUGAAUGACCACCUCUUGGAGCUUCUCAUCACGAUUUCUGCGUGUAAAACCGCAUCGGCGAAGAGAGUCACCGCCGUGCUCCCGUUGUUCCCAUACUCGCGCCAGAGCGAUAUCCCGUAUAACAAGGCCGGGGCUCCUCUGGUUAAGAACUCGGCUGGAAGCAAGUCUGCCAACGGCUAUACCUUCGAAAGUACCCCGUCCACCCCACACCCUGGACACGCCGACAGCGCCGGCCUUAUGAACGGUGUCGAGAGUCUCCAAAAGAGUCUCGCCAAGGCUCAAAUUGAUGACCAGGCCAACGGUAGCCCUGUCAAGGGCCGCCCUGUGAAUGGUCUCUCUCGCAGCAACACCCUUGAUUCGGCCAAGUCGACAAGCACUGUUGGAAACGGGAUUCUCAAUGACGAGAACGCAAACAAGAUCAACACUUUCCAGCCUCGUCCCGGCUACAAACAGUGGGUAGCGCAGGCGGGCACUUUGGUCGCGGAUCUGCUGACCUGUGCCGGCGCGGAUCACAUCAUCACCAUGGACCUGCACGAUGCGCAGUACCAAGGAUUCUUCGAUAUUCCCGUGGAUAACUUAUAUGGGAGACCUCUUCUGAAGUCUUACAUUCAGCGGAAUAUCCCUAACUACAAACAAUCUGUGAUUGUCAGCCCCGACGCUGGCGGAGCCAAACGUGCCACCGCCAUUGCGGACUCUAUGGGCAUCGAGUUUGCUCUGAUCCACAAGGAACGACGGCCGACGCGCAUUACCGACCGCCAAAACGCGACCAUGAUGCUGGUCGGAGAUGUCAAGGGCCGGACGGCAAUCCUUAUUGACGACCUGGCUGAUACGUCGAACACCAUCACUCGGGCUGCUAAGCUGUUGAAGAAGGAGGGCGCCGCCCAGGUUCUUGCCUUGGUGACGCACGGCAUCCUCAGCGGUGAUGCCAUUGACCGCAUCAACGCCAGCGCCCUCGACAAGGUCAUCGUGACCAACAGUGUGGACCAAGCGGACCAUUUACAACGGUGCCCCAAGCUGGAAGUUCUGGAAGUUGGCCACGUUUUCGCUGAGGCCAUUCGUCGCGUCCACCACGGAGAGAGUAUCAGCGUUCUCUUCCAGUAUGACUAA